AUGACCUUACAUAUCUUAUCCCUAUCACAGACACAUGUCCUUCACAAAAAGUUAUCUGGUGCUCGUAUGUUUGUGCUAAACAGACCUGAAAAAUUAAACGCAUUAAAUCUGAGCAUGAUAAGGAAUAUUGGACCUCAACUGAAGGCCUGGGAGGUAUCAACCCUGGCUAAAGUCAUUAUUAUGAAAAGUACGGGUAAAGGGAAGUUUAGUGUAGGAGAUGAUAUAUUAGACAUUUUACAAAAGGCAAACGCAAGGGAUCCAGAUGCGUUAUACUUUUUUCAGGAUAAAUUUAGUCUAGUGCAAAUGAUUGCAACACUUCAAACACCCUACAUAUCUAUUUUAGACGGUUAUGCAUUAGGUGGAGCCUUAGGCUUAUUCAUACAUGGACCUUUCAGAAUAGCAACAGAGAGAACCAUAUUUGCCCUACCAGAGACAAGCAUAGGUGCCUUUCUAAGCUCAGGCUCUAGCUUUUAUCUACCUCGUUUGGAUGGUGAAAUUGGAACUUAUUUGGCAUUAACCGGUAGCAGAGUGGAAGGAAUAGAUACGUUCUUUUCUGGAAUUGCAACACAUUAUAUUCCUUCUUCAAGGAUCCCUGCUUUAGAAGAUAGAUUAGUUGAUUUGGAGACUUCAGAACAUGAAAUCAUACAAAGAGUGUUGGAAAAGUUUGUUGAACCAAAAUCAGUCAACAAGGUUGGAUUUCAGAAAGAGGUUAGAGAAGUUAUUGAUAGAUGCUUUGCCCAUGAUACCAUAGAAGAUAUCAUCAACGCCCUUGACCAAGAAAAAUCAACCGCUUGGACGCGUGAAACCAAACAGAAACUACUAUCUUUAUCGCCAACAAGUUUGAAGGUCACACUAAAGGCUUUAAGAAAGGGCCGAUCCAUGUCGCUGGUCGAUUGUUUAAAAAUGGAGUUUGAUCUUAUUCAAAAAUUUUUAGUAACUAGAGACUUUCAUGAAGGUGUAGAGGCUAUGUUUUUGAGUAAACCUAGACGAAAGCCACGAUGGGAACCUUCUCGAUUAGGAGAUAUAUCAGAUGAAGAGAUAGAUCAGCUUUAUUUUAAUCAACCAGCGCCCAAUCAACUAAUACUGUCAUCAAAAAAAGACCUUAGACACUAUCCUUAUGCCAGAUAUUCAUUACCAACCGAGGAAGACGUUCGGCUGGCGAUUACAGGGGAAGGCCCAGAGUUUAAACUCGAAGGCAGAUUAAAGGCACAGGAGGAUAUCAUCUCAUGGUUUGUCAGUGGACAUAGAGGAAAGUGGGGAGUAAAAGAAAAAGUACAGGACAUACUGGAUCGCAAGGCUGAAGUACUGACAGAGCAAGAUGGUGUUGUAUGGAAGAGUUGA
Molecule: messenger RNA, 1341 nt
Organism: Rhizopus microsporus ATCC 52813
Lineage: Eukaryota; Fungi; Mucoromycota; Mucoromycetes; Mucorales; Rhizopodaceae
Product: ClpP/crotonase
Exons: 5
Coding region: 1-1341 (446 amino acids)
Biological process (GO): L-valine catabolic process
Cellular component (GO): mitochondrion
Molecular function (GO): 3-hydroxyisobutyryl-CoA hydrolase activity
Source: RefSeq, a predicted model, not a curated record